UAUGUGUUUUUUUCAAGUUCAACCAUAGGAAUCAUUAGAAUCUUGACUACUUUCCGUAGCAAAAUCCAUGGAGUUGAAUUCGGAAACGGGAACAGGUAACUUCGGAAGAUCAGUCAUAGUGCCCAGUGUUCAAGAGCUGGCCAAGCAUCCCAUCCUUAAGAUCCCACUCCGCUACCAACGUACGGAUCGGGACCCGCUGAUCGUACCAGUACCGGACGGAGAAUCUGAACCAUCGGUUCCGGUCGUUGAUAUUCACCGAUUGGUGCUCGGAGAUUCUGCUUCUGCUGCUGCGGAAUUGCAGAAGUUGCAUUCUGCAUGCUCAGAAUGGGGAUUCUUCCAGGUUGUAAACCAUGGAGUUCCCACUUCAUUGCUGGAGGAAUUCAGAAUAGAAGUAGAAAGUUUCUUUAAUCUUCCCUAUCAUGAAAAGAAGCUGCUUUGGCAAAACCCAGAGAAUCAAGAAGGAUUUGGGCAGCUCUUCGUGGUAUCAGAGGAGCAGAAGCUUGAUUGGUCAGACAUGUUCUUCAUGACCACUCUCCCUCUUAAUCUGAGGAAUCCUCAUAUAUUUCAAAAGCUUCCACCAAAACUCAGAGAGACACUGGAAGCUUAUUCAACCGAAGUUAAGAAGUUAGCAAUGCUUAUCUUGGGCCGUUUGGCUGUAGCUUUGAAGAUGGAUGGUGAAGAAAUGAGAGAGCUAUUUAGGGAUGGACAUCAGACAAUGAGGAUGAACUACUAUCCUCCAUGCCCCCAGCCCGAUAAAGCCAUCGGAUUCUCGCCUCAUUCCGACGCUGAUGCUUUGACAAUUCUAUAUCAACUCAAUGAAACCAAAGGAUUACAAGUUCGAAACAAUGGGAGAUGGAUCGCUGUUAAACCUCUUCCAAAUGCAUUUGUAGUCAACAUUGGAGAUAUCAUGGAGAUUGUAAGCAAUGGUGUAUACAAGAGCAUUGAGCAUAGAGUUUCAUCGAAUUGUUCCAAGGAAAGGCUUUCAGUUGCAACAUUCUAUAGUUCGAACCUAGACUCGGAGUUGGGUCCAGCAAACAGCCUCAUCGGACCGAAUAACCGAGCAAUUUUCCGAAGAGUCCCGUUGGAGAAGUACUUGAAAGAGUUCUUUGCUCGAAAACUAGAAGGAAAAUCAUACCUCGAGUAUAUGAGAAUGAAGAAUGUGGGCGACCAAGACCAUGUAUGUUAAAUAUUAUCUAUCGAAAGGAAAUGAAAGGAAAAUCAAGCGUUUCCUCCUACAGGUACAAGUGUGAGAAAUCAUAUAAUAUCCAUCUCAGGAAGUUAGAAACAGUGAAAUGAGGAAGCAAAUGCUGCAGCUUGAUCUUAACCAUUAAUUUUCUGAUCCCUACAAUGGUAGCAGAAUCGUACAAUAAGAAGGAAUUUCCCAUCUUAA
This is a messenger RNA of Momordica charantia (bitter melon), 1390 nucleotides long. Its product is annotated as protopine O-dealkylase. The record is from RefSeq and is a predicted model, not a curated record. NCBI's taxonomy places the organism in Eukaryota, Viridiplantae, Streptophyta, Magnoliopsida, Cucurbitales, Cucurbitaceae.